AAAUAAAUUUCAUUUUUUGUUAAUUCAAUAUUAAUUUGUGCAAAAUAAAUUAGUCUUUGGAACAAUGUUAAACCCUCCCGCCAUAUUUAUAAAGCCCAAACCAGGCGACCAGUCUUCCUCUCUCAGUUGUCUUAUCAUUUUUGUCACUGAUGGAUCAACAAGCACUGCACAACACCCAUGUCAAGCUCCUAGGUUUCGAUCUCCUGUCUCUAACUCCCUCCCCCAACAACUCAUCCACUUUCUAUCUCAAAGGUAACCCAAUCUCACGCGCCGAAAUCCUGGGUGUAAUCACUUCUCGGGACCAGAAACCCAACAAGUUUCUCAAGUUCACGCUUGACGAUGGCACCGCCAAUGUCACUUGCGUCCUCUGGCUCAACCACCUCACCUCCCCUUACUUCUCAUCCCGCCAACCGACGACGGUUCGAGUUAUUUCCGAGGCGGCGAAACGUUUCGCCUCCGAUGUCCAGGUUGGGAAAGUCGCCAGAGUGCGGGGCAGGAUCACCAGCUAUAGAGGAAAGCUGCAGGUCACCGUUUCUGAUGUUGUGAUUGAAAGGGACCCCAACGCCGAGAUUUUGCAUUGGCUGGAUUGCCUCAGCUUGGCUCGCCGCCGCUACGGCGGAUAGUUUGGGCAUAAACGGAAAAGUAAUUAUAAUUGUAUUUCUAAAGAAUUUCAGAAAAUUUUUGGGUUUGGACA
Molecule: messenger RNA, 694 nt
Organism: Theobroma cacao (cacao)
Lineage: Eukaryota; Viridiplantae; Streptophyta; Magnoliopsida; Malvales; Malvaceae
Gene: STN1
Product: Nucleic acid-binding, OB-fold-like protein
Molecular function (GO): nucleic acid binding
Source: RefSeq, a predicted model, not a curated record